Peromyscus leucopus (white-footed mouse) is the source of this 1024-nucleotide messenger RNA. RefSeq names its product transforming growth factor alpha (gene Tgfa). Bases 91 to 573 code for a protein of 160 amino acids. Lineage: Eukaryota; Metazoa; Chordata; Mammalia; Rodentia; Cricetidae. The transcript has 6 exons. Gene Ontology annotation, biological process: positive regulation of mitotic nuclear division; epidermal growth factor receptor signaling pathway; positive regulation of cell population proliferation. The record is from RefSeq and is a predicted model, not a curated record.
UGCGCCUUUUUCUCCGCGCUCACCGCGGCGGCGCGCGGCCACUAGCCAACCGCAGGGAGCGCGGUGGCUGCAGCGCCCUGCGCUCGGAAGAUGGUCCCCGCAGCCGGACAGCUCGCUCUGCUAGCGCUGGGUAUCUUGUUAGCUGUGUGCCAGGCUCUGGAGAACAGCACGUCCCCGCUGAAUGCAGACUCUCCCGUGGCCGCUGCUGUGGUGUCUCAUUUCAACGACUGCCCGGAUUCGCACACUCAGUUCUGCUUCCAUGGAACCUGCAGGUUUUUGGUGCAGGAGGAGAAGCCAGCCUGUGUCUGCCACUCUGGGUACGUGGGUGCCCGCUGCGAGCAUGCAGACCUCCUGGCCGUGGUGGCUGCCAGCCAGAAGAAGCAGGCCAUCACUGCCUUGGUGGUGGUCUCCAUUGUGGCCCUGGCUGUCCUGAUUAUCACCUGUGUGCUGAUCCACUGCUGCCACGUCCGCAAACACUGUGAGUGGUGCCGUGCCCUCGUCUGCAGACACGAGAAGCCCAGCGCCCUCCUGAAGGGAAGGACUGCUUGCUGCCACUCUGAGACAGUGGUCUGAAGAUCCCAGGGGAGGAAUUCGGCCAGGUGGCCUAUGGCAGCCCACCGAUGGAAAAGCUUCUUGGGACACCACCACCAGCCGUGCCCAGGCACCUGGGACGUGCUGGCAGACCUUCCCCUCAGCGCACAAUCGCCUGUGCGGCCUUCUGGCCUCUGCGGGCCUUCAAAACUGUGUGAUAACUCUGCCUGCUGGGUUUCCUCAGCGCACCCUAGAGAAGAGGCCAGUAGACCAUGUUUUCAGACAAGUUGAACAAGAACCUCAAAGAGCUGGCCUCCUUGCUAACCCACACCAGGCAUGUGCUUGGGUUGGACUCCAGGCUGUUUCUUCUCAAUGGGCCAUCUGGUCCCAGCAGAGACUCCAUGGUUGGUGUACACAAUGGACAAGGGAAAAACGUUUCUUGUUGUAUGAAGACAGUGUGGCCUCCUAUGUAUGAGCCUUGACAUCUUCUCAA